Macrosteles quadrilineatus (aster leafhopper) is the source of this 2840-nucleotide messenger RNA. RefSeq names its product SWI/SNF-related matrix-associated actin-dependent regulator of chromatin subfamily A-like protein 1 (gene Marcal1). Gene Ontology annotation, molecular function: ATP-dependent chromatin remodeler activity; ATP binding. Gene Ontology annotation, cellular component: nuclear replication fork. Lineage: Eukaryota; Metazoa; Arthropoda; Insecta; Hemiptera; Cicadellidae. The record is from RefSeq and is a predicted model, not a curated record. Gene Ontology annotation, biological process: replication fork processing; DNA repair. Bases 16 to 2292 code for a protein of 758 amino acids. The transcript has 13 exons.
UUUUUAAUUCUGGCAAUGUUAUUUUUAAACGAUCAGAUUUUCAGGAAUAGUACAACCAAAAUGAGUUCCAGUUUGACACCUGAACAACGGGCGAGAAUUGAACAAAAUCGAAGAUUAGCUCUUGAAAAAAGAGCAGCAAGAUUGGCAGCUCACUUAUCACCUGAGAAAAGAGUCCAGUUACAAUCAUCAACUUUAUCAACAUCAGUGCCAAGUUUUAAAACACAACCUGUAAAUUCAUCAACUAUAAAUCAACAUGCCACUCAAAACCUGAACAGCAAUCUUAAUCAUAAUGCGUCAAACGCUUCUAGUACCGUUGUUAAAUCUUUCAAAUUAAAUCAACCAAACACUCCUGGCACACUUCAGAAAACCAUGAAUUCUGGUUUGUUUUACAAAUACACUCCACCAGGUUCAAAAUAUCCUUCUCUGAAUUUGACAAAAUCAAACAAAACCACUGAGAACCCGCCACAGCUUAAUCCCACAGUUUCUGGCUCAUCUGUUUCCAUCCCUGCUCCUGGGCCUAGGCCUCAAACAAGAGUAACCGGAGAAUGCAGAUUAGUGUCUAAGGAGAGGUUCACCGUGGAUAUCACGUUCCACCAGCAUGCUAUUGAUAUUUUCCGAACCAUCAAUGGGAAAGAGUAUGAUUUCAAAUCAAAACUUUGGACAUUUCCUGUCACAGAGUAUUUUAAUUUGAAGAAAGCAGUGUCCGUGUUAACCCCUGAUGUGAUAAUUGGAAACCUACCAAAAUGUGUUAUUGAGACUUUCAUCACAAAAGCAAAGAACUACCAGACGGAUAUUAGUAAAGUUGAUAUAUCCAGGGUGGAUUCCAAACUGAAGGAUGCUAUUUACCCUUUCCAAAAACAAGGGAUUCAGUUUGGGGUCACACGGGGAGGUAGAUGUCUAGUUGCAGACGACAUGGGUCUCGGAAAGAGCAUUCAGGCACUCGGCAUUGCUGACUACUACAGAGACAAUUGGCCACUACUCAUAGUCUGUCCUUCCUCUAUGAGAUACCAGUGGGAAGAAGAAGUUAGAGUGAGGCUGCCAAACUCUGUUCACCCUCAUCAAAUUUUUGUAAUGACCACUGGGAAGGAUGUUGUAGAAGGAGCAAGAGUUCUGAUCUUGUCUUAUGACCUUUUGGCCAAAAAGAAGGAUUUGAUCAAGGAAAUGCAGUUUGGAGUAGUUAUCAUGGAUGAGAGUCAUAUCAUCAAAAGUGUCAAGACGCAGAGAGGCAAGGCCGCUCUGGAGGUUGCUGAGCAUUGCCGGAGAGUCAUCCUGUUGAGCGGAACUCCUGUUUUGUCUAGACCUCAGGAGCUGUACAACCAGAUCAAGGCCAUUGACCCCGCCGCAUUCCCUUACUUUAAGGAAUUUGGCAUAAGAUAUUGCAAUGGAGUUCAAAAUAAAUUUGGCUGGGACUUUUCUGGCUCUAGCAACAUGGAAGAGCUGAGAAUACUUUUGGAAACAAGAAUGAUGAUUAGAAGAAUGAAGUCAGAAGUACUGAGUCAACUUCCUGGCAAAAUCAGGCAAGUGAUAACGUUGAACAGUAAAUCGUUAAGUACAAAGAACAACGACUCGAUGGACGCUUUUGCCCUGAAGCUGCAAUCCUCAACGCUGAAGGGACGAGAACGUCACGGCUGUCUACUGCAGUACUUCUCAGAAACGGCCAAGACCAAAGCAUCGGCUGUCUGCGAGUAUAUUGAAGACGUACUUCAAGAUAAUCGAAAAUUCCUGUGUUUCGCUCAUCACGGAGACAUGUUGGAAGCCAUUUGUCAAACACUUGAAAAUAAUAAGACGUGGUAUAUCCGUAUUGACGGGUCAGUCAGUGCUGAGGAACGCAAACAGCUGUGUGACAAAUUCCAGUAUGAGGACAAGUGGAUGGUGGCCGUCCUGUCAAUCAAGGCUGCCAACACGGGCCUCACACUCACUGCCGCACAGAUGGUCAUCUUCGCAGAACUGUUCUGGAACCCAGGGGAUUUAGCGCAGGCUGAAGACAGAGUGCAUCGUAUAGGCCAAGAGGACUGUGUCGUUGUCAAGUACUUGAUAGCUAGAGGUACGGCAGACGACUAUCUCUGGCCUCUGGUACAGUCGAAGCUGGAAGUGCUGAAUAGAGCUGGUCUGAGCAAAGACAGUUACAUGGACGCUGAUCAUACGUGUUUGAAGGGUUCACCAGAAAAGAAAGAGUCGCAGACAAAAAUCAAUGAUUACUUUCAAAACGAUGACGAUGAUGACGAUGAAAUGCUCCUAAGCAUGAUGGAUGAAGUGGAGGGUGUUGUUGAAAAAAAAAUAAAGCUUGGCUAGUAUUUAAGACUGAUCGAAUUCUCGUAAUUUACCAUGUACCUGUGAUAUUGCAAAAUAAUAUAAAUAGCAGUUUUAUACAUACAAUAUACAACUUUACUCAUCUUUUUCUACCUUGUCACCAAGACAUUUGAUACUGUACAUUUUAUUUCUGAAAGUAAGUUAUUAUCAUUGUAUUUAGUUAUAUCUGUUUUAUUAUUCCUUAUAACUUAUUAGUUCAUUCAACGUCAAGUCAAUAAUUGAAAAUACACCUAACCUAGUGGUUGUACAUAAAGUUUGUGUGUGUAACAUAAAUGUUUCGGAAUCUGAUACUUGCCAGCGUUCUUAAACAGCCCCCAUUAGAAAUUAAAUUGAGAGGAAAUGUUAAAAAGAUUCCUAAAACUGUAUUUAACUGUUUUGAGAUAAUGCUCUUCUCUUUGGAAUAGAAUGAUUAAAAAUAUAUAUCCAACCCAUUUCAAUGCUGUAGGUCUAUUUUGUGAUAAUGUAACAAAAUUAUGAUAUUUUUUAUAAAUAUUGAUUGUAUGAUAAACCGUGUGAAACCUAAUCAUUCU